Papilio xuthus (Asian swallowtail) is the source of this 1976-nucleotide messenger RNA. RefSeq names its product NFKB inhibitor interacting Ras like 1 (gene kappaB-Ras). The record is from RefSeq and is a predicted model, not a curated record. Bases 230 to 883 code for a protein of 217 amino acids. NCBI's taxonomy places the organism in Eukaryota, Metazoa, Arthropoda, Insecta, Lepidoptera, Papilionidae. The transcript is spliced from 3 exons. Gene Ontology annotation, biological process: negative regulation of canonical NF-kappaB signal transduction; Ral protein signal transduction. Gene Ontology annotation, molecular function: GTPase activating protein binding; GTPase activity; GTP binding.
UUCAAAUGUCAAUUUCUGGCUGCGUUUUAUGAAAUUCAGUGUUUACGUAAAAAUGAAAUUAAAAAAUGAAUUAAGUUAAUCAUUGAAUAUAUUUAUUAGUAGUUUGUCUAAAUGCAAAGAUUUGGCCUUCAUUUAAAUGUUAUUAUUCCUUGUGUAAAAAGCUUGCUACGGUAUGGAAGAUAAGUGAAAGUUUUACAGUUCGAUCGUUGCUAGAAUAUUUAAGGAUAAAAUGGGCAAAACGAGCAAAGUUGUAGUUUGUGGUAUGAAAGGGGUCGGUAAAACUGCUAUCCUAGAGCAGCUUAUAUACGGUAAUGUGAAUCUCAAAUCAUGUUUCUAUCCAACAAUAGAAGAUAUUUACGUAGCCAAUAUUGAGACCGACAGAGGUUCUAAGGAACGAGUAUGUUUCUAUGACACCGCGGGGCUAGAGCCGCCGCUAACAGGCGAGUUAAAAGGUCCCCCACAAUCUCCUACAAUGCAGUUGACCUCCAAUCAAGUACUGCAGAGGCACUAUCUUGGCUUCGCUGAAGGCUUUGUGAUGGUGUAUGAUACAACACGGCCUGAAUCACUUGAUGUUCUUAUGUACCUAAAGAAAGAUAUUGAUAGAAAUAAGGAUAAGAAAGAGGUGGUGAUGAUAGUUAUCGGUAACAGAACUGGUCCAGACGAUGUGAACAGCCUGGAGAAUACAUGUUCUAAAGCUUCCAAUUGGUGUGCCCGUGAGAAGAUACGGCAUUUUGAAGUGACCGCUAUGGACCGUCCGUCACUGUACGAACCGUUUAUAUUUAUGACAACUCGUUUGAAUCCCGUUCAAAAUAAAACUGCCUUCCCACAACUCAGCACAUUAAGCAAACUGACACAGAAGAAUAACAAAAGUGAAGCUAUGUAACGGUAUGUUUUUAAUCUAUGCCCUUUCUGCUAUCAACCAUAGAGUAUCUGUCAUAGAGUUGCAAAAAUUUUGACGCGUGAUUUUUUUGUUUUUAAUCAAUCCAAAAUAAAACUUUCUUGUGUUUACAGCCUAUCUGUAGAGCCAUAAAUAUAGAUUAUAUAACGACAUCUACAGAUUCUUCGUUCAUACACUUUUUUGCACACAUGAGUUUAUAUUCCUCUCCGAUAUCAAGCACUUUCGAUCCUUGUUACCUUGGCAGUGUUUUACCCCGAGGUAUCCUGUAAAUUAUUUCCUGGUUUUGUAUUGCUUAAAUUUUUGCAAUUCUGACAGUGUCUUGAUUCUGCAAAUCAUAUUCCUCAAGUAGACCAUCGAUGUCAUGUUAUUGUCAUAAAGGGAGAAAUUGAUGCAUACUUUUACUACGAGAUUAUUUCUUUUCCAUAAUACAGUAUAAUCUCACUAAUCCGGCACUUCGAUAGAUUGGCACGUCCAAUAAUCCGGCACCUUACCCCCAAGACUCCUUCACCCCUCAAUACUUGUACGCUUGGGUGCUGAUUCCUCAACUAGCAGUCUAAUUUCAAGACUUAUUUUUUCAAGAGAGAAUAGUUUAUAGUUAAAAAUUACAAAUAAACGCAAACACAAAACACUAUAUUUGAAUAAUAAAAUUUACAUUACCUAGACUUUUUCACUAUAAUCCAGUAAUCCGAACAUUCUGCCGGAUUAAUGAGAUUAUACAGUAAUUACUUCCGAAAAAUCUAUAUUACCAGAGUGGCUUCCACAACUCUUCGUCAGUGUAAAUUUCCUAACGUUUGAAUACUUGGUAGCCCUAGUACGUUCUGUUUCUCUUAAAAUAAUUUAAACAUAUCUCUAUAAUAUUACACAUAAGCAAAUCAAGUAAGACAAUCUUUUUAAAGUUAGUUUUAAGUUAUUCUUAAAAUUUAUUUGACUUCCAUACAUGCAUUUAUUUACUAUUAUUUUGUACAAAAUUCAUCUUAUAUUUUAUUUCUUUUUAUUUAAAUUUCGAAUAUACUAAAUGUAUUCCAUUGAAUCUCAGUAUAUAGAUAAAUAGAAUCUUAGCCAUAGACUAGACAUCAAU